Molecule: messenger RNA, 4741 nt
Organism: Amoebophrya sp. A25
Lineage: Eukaryota; Dinophyceae; Syndiniales; Amoebophryaceae
Source: the annotation of a GenBank genome assembly
AGGGCCUACCACUAGUGGGGAAGCUCAUCCUUGCGGAAGUAAAAGCACGUUAAUGGUUUGGUUGAUGUGCUCCAAUGUAUAUAGGUGAAGACUGGAUGACGCUACAUCGAUUUACCGGUUCACUAGAAUGUACUAGGAGUCGUACUCGCGUAUCGAACAAAGGUCGAUCACGAUCAUACAUUCUCCGUGCUUGCGCAUUUGCACCGCCAAUAAGGAGGGCGUCGGCGCCUCCCCGACGGAACGUAGCACGAUGUUGAGGGAUGAAAGCCGGACGCGGGCCAUUCUCGGCGGCGUUAUUUUCUCUUCAAUGCGAGCAGAUGCUCGCUGACACCGUCGGAUAGAGUCUCUUCUCUGCGACAUUGUGGGCACGUGACGACCAUGACUUUUACCUGGCGCACGCUAUUUUCACUCCGACCGCUGUGGUUAUUUUAUUUCAUCACGAUUUUCGUGCCGCGACAUCCUGUGACGUCGCGCCGACUUCGAAAAGGAUCUACGGGUACCAUCGACGGAGACCAAGGAUUACCGCGACAAGCCGGGGACAAGAACGAGAAUGCAAAUUAUAUUGAUGCUGCUGCGGAAAGAUUAGCGCAACAAGCAGUCGAUCGUCAUCCUGCCGCGGAAGGAUUAGCGCGACAAGCUUCGGAGACUGCACCAAGCGCUCCACAAUCCGCUGAGGGCGCAGGAAAUGCGCCACAAGUCGUCGAAGGUGCAGAGAGCGCGCCACAAGCCUCGGAUCCGGAGGCAGCAAAAAGCGUUCCACAAUCCGCGGAGGCUGCACCAAGCGCGCCACAAUCUUCAGCGUCUUCACAAAACGUGGGACAAGAUAAUGACGUAAACAAAGGAGGGGAGCAAGCUACAAUCCGAGAUGACAGUCUCGAGGACUCGUCUGCGAGUCGUUCCGGUAAUGAUCCCAAUUUACGAGCCAAAAUUCAUAGGACUAAUGCUGAUAGAAGAUGCAGACUCAAAUAUUGAUAGUAAACGUGAGAUUGAAACUGAAAGUCUAUGAUAUAUCAUGUUUGUUAAAGAUGGUACCAAUCAUGGACACGGCCGACGAGGACGAGGUGAUCAUGAAAAUGAAAGAGAUUGCGAUUGGCGAGGGUGGAGGAUCUUCUUCUUCUUCUUCUUCUUCUUUCUGCUCUUUCUUUCCGCUCUAACAAUAGCGGGGCCCUCGGCGAAGAUGUGGAAAAAGACGAAAGUCAAGCGAGGAAUUUGGGAACAUUUAUUCGCUUUUGAUUCAACGAUAAGCUAUAUUUUUGUUACCCUGUGCCUGCUGCUGCUACUUGCUCUUCUCAUUUUAUGGAUUCUGAUAGUGUGCAUGGUUGGUUCCAGGAGCAGCUCUAGCGAUGAUCGAGGACACGGCCUCACAAGGAGCAAACGUAGAAUAUUCAUCAGAGAGUACUGCCAAGUAGUUAGUAACUUAACAAUUUUUUUUUCAUCAUCGAUCUAUUUCUUUUGAAAAUUCAAUGAGAAGAAGACGAACGAUUAUAUUUUUAAGGUCACUACGGGUACAACUGGUACAAUACAUAGAUUUUUCGUGAGUCUGGUAUGAUUUCAUCCCGAAUAUAUCUUGUUCUGAAUCAGGCAUAGCGAGCAGUCCACCUUGUUGUAAUUAGUUUUUUAUCCCUCUUUAUAAGAAAGUCUAAUGAAUUUAGUAGUUCUAAUAUAUCUAUCAUGUAGAUCAGCUUCAUGUUCAUUCUGACCCUUGGCCUAUUUCAAGAGCGAUACUUUAAUAUUCGAUCAUAGAAGUAGAGUAAGUAUAACUAGUCAAGUUAUGCUUGCUAUUGAGUCUAAUUCUCGGUCCAUUUGCGUAUUGUAUUUAUUGCCUCGUGAAGUCCGCCACAAUCGCGCCAGAAGAUGCCGAAGGCGGAUCGUUCCCUCUUUUACGGCUUCAUAUCGUCGCAGCCCUGGUAAACUAACCUCGAACUCGAGAGGGAUCCUCAAACCUUCCUCAAAGGAGGAAGCACGGCAAGCGUGGGGCCUCAAGAUGACGUUUCUAAAUCUCUAACAUCUCCAACAGCGGCAAGCGACGCAUUUCCGUCUGGACUAGUUCAUUAAGGUGGACGAGAGGGUUCUUGCAGGAAUACGAAUAAGUGCAACUCCUGACAACUCAUUGUCACUUGACUUGUUGUUCCUAUCGAUCAACAAUACAAGUACUUGUUCACGUAAAGGCACUGAAGUUUUGUCAAAAAUAUCUUGCAAGAGAUGAAGUUUCGAUGAUUAUUUUGUUCACAGACGCGCGGGAGCAGGAAAUAAUAUAACUACUCUCACAUCUGGUGAACAACUUUUGAUUACCAUUAUUUUGUUCAGGUCAGUCCUCGCUCAGGCUACGUUGACUUCAAAAAGUUUACCUUACCUGCCUAUGUCUUAGUAAGUAGAUGAUACUGAUGGUCCUUGAGGAGCUUGAUGUUCCACAUGAUAUUACGAUCAAGAAGUAGAUCGUAAACCACAGCUUCAAAUGCAGCCUUCGAUUGGAGGACGAAGUGAGCCGGGGACUAUGGCCGGCGCAUACUAAGGCUCAGGCUCAGAAAUUUGAUUUUAUUGCUUCAUAUUUCCUCCUCAGCUUGUGGCUUGAUCAUGGAGGUCUUUAAUAUACGAAUUGAGAACAAGAUGAAAGCACUUUUUCUACUUGCAAAUUUAUACUUUUUCUUCUAGGAUGAACUAUCGACGGAGUCGACAUCCUGAGCUCUAAGCCUGCCUCCCAAGCGAAGUACAAACUAGUAUGGCUACUUCCCAAUCUAGUAUGGUGGAGCAGCCUAGUGUAGUGUACUUCCCAAGCACACAAGUAGACACAACUUCGCAGUCAUUUUACGGCAAUGUGGUGGCAGGAAAUCCAAAAUCUGCGGCUGGUGUAGUGCCGGCGCCUGGUCCCGGAGGACCGAAAGGACCAUCGCAAUUCGGGGUAGCGCCUUCGCUACGUGUUGAAGCCCCAAGAUCUGAAGGCGAGCAAACUAGGAGUUACACGUUACGGCGCUUGCAGCUCCACAAAGUAGUAGAUGGCCAUGAAGACAUAAGUACAUAUUGUUGAUAGUAGUGAGUAGCACGUCAUAAUCAUAGAUACAGAAUAAAGACAUAAACAAGAUUCAUCCUUUCAUGUUCAUCGGCGUCUCAUCUAUUAUGCAUUAGGUUCGCCGCCGAGUCCUUGUACGCGCACGUCGUCAAAGAAGUUGAAGUUAUAAUUGAAGAUUGGGUAAAGCUAAAGAGUGUUCCUGUAGAAGUCAUCUGUGGUCCAAUGAACAAAACAGAAGGAUGACUUGAUCUUGAAAUCGGAUGGAAACUCUAAACAGAGAGCAAGGCGAAGAGAAAGUGCAAGGCGAGGUGGAGACAGGAGUCGACUUGCACGACUGGGUGGUGGAUGAUGCGACGGAAGAUGCUUACAUUCCCUCAAAAGAUGUUCAAACCGAGCGCGAGCGUUAAGGGACAAAUGAAUAUUUACCUAGUAAUUUGAUUUUGAUGCGUGACCCGUACUUUUCGACACCAUUGCUGAAUACGCUAUUUUUGCAUAACGGGUCGUAAUACUAAUAGGAAACUACACGGGUCAGUGUCAGAGGCGCAUGCUCUACAACUGUGUCAACUAGGCCGAGAAAUAUAGUAGUCAUGCAAGCAGUCUUGGGGGUUGUGAUUAGCUCUAAUAUAUUAGACCCAGUAGUUAUCGCCGCGCCACGUUCUCCGAAUCCGAUCAAGAUGUAGCUGUCGGGCACGACGAAAGCCCUCAUAAGAGCUUUAUGACUUGUAGUUCUGCUACUUCUGCAUCAUCCUGUGUACUUAGUGAGGUGCUGGCGUCAUUAUUGUAUCCUUAGAAAUGAGUACUCACGAGUGGGUUCGGGUGGCACAAGGCAUGCACCACGUGCGCCAGGAUGGUCGAGUAGCUCAAAGAAGAACUUUCUCCAUCCGGCUUUGUUCUAUCACGAACAAGACGAAGGACCACCGCAGGAUAGCGAUCAGAUGCAGGAUUCCGAUGAGCAAGUUCCGAGGAGCGCUGCUCGAUUUCGUGGCACGACGAGCAAGGAGCCGCACGAUGCGGAUCAUAUUCAUUGAUAUAGAGGAGGAACGGAAGAUGCCGGAACAUGAUCCGAAUCUCAACGAACAAGAUUACGAUUAUUAGGAACGCCUUGUACAUCAUUAAAUGUGGUAUCAAUCUUCUUUUUCUCCAUUACAGGCACUCAAAUUUCGUCAAACAACUCAACUUCAAGAAUUAUCUUCAACCAUUUCAAUAGAUACUUAUCAUGAUAUGAGCAGCAUUCAUCCCGAAGCAGCUGGAUGUCCUCUAGGAUUGUGCCAAUCCUCUUGCUGUGUCUUCAUGUUUUUCCAUCAAAGCCAGAGUUGGUAAGCAGUUGUAGUAAAAAUUUCCAAGGAAAUUAGAACUUAAGCUGAACUUUGUCUUCAUCCCUGAUCCUGCAACCGCACAGUCAGGUAUUGGCUUUCCCAAAGAACUUACUAGCUACUAGCAGUCGUGUAAGUCGUGGCAAACAAAGCACAGCAGGAGCAUGAACAACAGGUCUACAAUUUUUGACAGGUGAGACACGGAGUUACCGUUUUUAUGGACCAAAUAAAAACAAUUUAUUAACACCAGCAGCUACUCUUUGAGCACAUAAAGUAGAUGAAUAAAGAGAAGCCCGCAGGGCACUUCAACAUUCUCACCUCGAUGCCACCGACACAUAGGUGGAAGACAAAAGUCGCCUGACACAACUGCGCCGGUUAGCGCGAAGAUGUCUUCGAUUUCGGUGUGAGUCAAUAGGAGGAG